GGCAUGGGGCAGACUCUGUAAAUGCUUAGGCCAAGACUUUCAACCUUACCUGGGUGUUGCUGUUCCAUAUUUACUUCAGUCUGCUCAACUUCAGUCGCGUGGCACUUCACUCAAUCAGUCUGAAAGUGAAAAUUCAUUUCGGAGUACGAGGUCCUUGAAUCUUGAAGAUGAAAGGACUGAGAGCAAAAAUAAAGUCCUAAAGGAGAAAGCAAAAGCCUGUAAAAUGCUGUGUCUCUGUGCUACUGAGUUGAAGGAAGGCUUUGAUUUAUGGAUUGAUGAGGUUGCUCACACAUUGGUGCCGCUUAUAAAUUUUGAUCUCUAUGAAGAAGUUAGAGAGGUUUCUGUCUUAGCCCUGCCGCCAUUAUUGAAAUCUUAUAAAGCAGCAAAGGAGAAAGGGUAUGUUGAGGGAUAUCAGGAAUUGCCUUUCGAGAAGUUGUGUGCUUUCAUUGUAACAGCUCUAGUGGAAGCUCUUCAUAAGGAGCCAUUGAUGGAAAUUCAAGUAACAAUUUUAGAGGCAAUAAAAGAAUGCAUGGAGGUGUCUGGACCUACACUAAACACAGAUCAGAUCAAGCGUUUCUUAGAUAUAAUAAUAAAGAUAAUUAUCGCAACUUCUACCCUUUCAGAAAGCGAAGUGGAAAAUAAGCAUAUGGAACAUUUUCAUAACAAGGUCUACAUUUUAAAAUACUCCUUCAUAUUUGGCUUUGGUACUGUUGGUUAUUCAUUUACACGACUAGAGUGAACCGUCUGUCUUAACACAGGCUUUUGAUUGCU
Molecule: messenger RNA, 771 nt
Organism: Manihot esculenta (cassava)
Lineage: Eukaryota; Viridiplantae; Streptophyta; Magnoliopsida; Malpighiales; Euphorbiaceae
Product: importin-5-like
Exons: 6
Coding region: 224-739 (171 amino acids)
Source: RefSeq, a predicted model, not a curated record